This is a messenger RNA of Cuscuta europaea, 3019 nucleotides long. The record is from the annotation of a GenBank genome assembly. Lineage: Eukaryota; Viridiplantae; Streptophyta; Magnoliopsida; Solanales; Convolvulaceae.
GCGAUCAAUACAUACAUAUAUACGUAUAUAUAUAUAUAUAUAUAUAUAUAUAUAAAAAAAAUUCGACAAUUCGUUUUAGCUAGAACCAAGCCCUGAAAACACUCUAGAAACCUUCCCCUUCGUGAGACGAAUCCAACGGUGAAAGAAUCGUAGAAAACGGUCGUGAAACGAGAGAGAUAUCGCUCGCCGGAGUUGCAAGUUGUGGAAGCGGGUCUUUAUAAAAAGCAGAUAUUUUGCCGUAGAUAGGGGUGGAGGAGCUUCGUCUCGCCGCAAGGAUCAUUUUGCAACUUGAAUCGUCGAAAUCCGUUAUCUGGGUGUUACAGGGGAACAACCAUUCAGAGCUUGCCACCUCAUGCUCUCACCGACCCUCAUCCAGCCAUUCAGAGCUUGCCCUCUCAUGCUCCCACCGACCCUCAUCCAGUAUACAUAGCAGCGUUUACUACUGUGUUAGAGGUUAGCAUUUGUUUACUCAUUAGCUCUCUAGUCAUUCUAUUUCUUGUAUUAGCUGCUUAAGUCCUAACUGUCGUUCAGCUGUUUCUUUUGUAAGUGUUAUUACUGUGUUAAUACAAGCGGAGCUAUUUGAGUUCAUCAAUUAUUUUCUAUAUUUCUCUUCACAUAAACCCUAGAUACAAGGUUGGUGUUGGGCCUUCGGGUCAUUCGGGACUUACAGUUGUUCAAGUGGGGAUUAACAGAUCAUAUUGCUCCUGAGUGAGUGAUAGUUUCUUAUUCCGGUCCCAUGGCGUAUGAUCAAAUAAUGCUUUUUGAUCUUUUUUGUUUAUCUAUUGUGUCUGGUCUUGUUGUUGUUGAGUUGGAUUUUAUAAUCCUAAUAUAAGCCAUUUUCUGAGAAAAAAUAUAAAUUAUUUCACUAGGAUUUUUUAUUUUAUUUUUGAAUUUUCAUGAAAAAAAAAUCUGACUAUUGCGGUGACAUACUGGUUAGGAAACUACUAAUAAAAUAAAUAGUCUCAUUUAAAAGUAUCACUUAAUUCAAAUAAAUUUACUAGAAUAGAUUCACACCAAAAUCCAUAUGACUCAAGGUGACUGGCAAAAAAAAUUGUUAAAAUAAAAAAGAAACCAAAAGACAUUUACUCCGUAUUAGAAUUAGAAUUAAGAAAUACGCCCUUAGUCCUAAAUUUUAAGAUACAUUUACUAUUCACUUGGUCAACAUAGAUCACUCUUAAUCUUUUAUUUUAUAUAUCAAAAGUUUAUGAAAUUUGAAUUAUUUUUAACAGGUUUUGUAACGGUUUUAAUGUAGUUUCUGAAUAUGUAAAUUUAUUUUCUAAAACUAAUUUGAGUGAUGAUAGAGAUCAAUUUGUUUUAUCGUCGAUCAAACAUCGUAAACUGUAAAUUAUCUUUGGGAGUAAGAGAGAGUACUAAAUAAACAAAGGUCACAUUUUGAAUGGUUGUCCCAUUGGUAGUAUUAUUUGAAAAGAUACUCCGUAUGAAAGCCCGGCCGUUGAAAAACAGAAAUGGCCAUGGCGCAAGGUGUGGUUUACGCGCUCUCUUUGUAUUUGCAGUUGAGUUUUACCAUUCCAAUGACCAAAGUUUGCCUCUCUUUUUCGUUCACCAAGGGUCUCGUUACACACUCUUCCUCUAUCUCUCGGGGAAUAUUAACCCUUACCCUUUCUUGAUUCAUGUUGGUCGCUUCUUUUAAUCUUUUUUCCUGCCAUGGCAAUCGCGGCCGCUCUCAUUCUUCCUCUGGGUGUUCUUUUCAUCUUCUCAGGCCUCGUCGUUAACCUCAUUCAGGCAAUCAUAUAUGUCCUAGUUCGUCCAAUUUCAAAGAAUGUGUAUAGAAGGAUAAACAAAGAAGCUGUAGAACUAUUGUGGUUGCAGCCUGUUUGGCUUUUCGAGUGGUGGGCAAAUAUAAAGGUAGAGCUGUAUGUAGACCAAGAAACAUAUGAAUUAAUGGGUAAAGAACAUGCGCUUUUUAUUUCUAACCACAGAAGUGACAUUGACUGGCUUGUCGGAUGGAUCCUAGCUCAGCGAGCAGGUUGCCUUGGGAAUGCUCUAGCUAUCAUAAAGAAAUCUCUAUCAUAUAUACCAGUUUUAGGAUGGUCAAUGUGGUUUUCGGGUUAUAUUAUCCUUGAAAGACGUUGGGAUAAGGAUGAGAACACAUUAAAGGCAGGUUUCCAAGAGCUAAAUAACUUUCCAAGUGCCUUUUGGUUGGCUCUUUUUCCGGAAGGGACACGCUUUACUCAGGCAAAGCUUCAAGCAGCCCAAGAGUAUGCUGCAUCAGCUCAAUUGCCUGUUCCAAAGAAUGUUUUGAUUCCACGAACUAAGGGUUUUGUUACGGCAGUCCAUCAGCUACGCUCAUUUGUUCCAGCAAUUUACAAUGUAACAGUAGCCAUACCCAAAACAGAGCCAGCACCUACAAUGUUAAGAAUGCUUAGAGGACGUUCUUCGGUGGUGCAUAUUCACAUUGAACGCCAUCUGAUGCAGGAUCUACCAGAAACAGGAAGUGGCAUCUCCCAAUGGUGUAAAGAUAUUUUUGUGGCCAAGGACGCUUUACUGGAGCGACAUCUUGCCACUGGGGCUUUCACCGACAAAGAGUUCCAUGAGAGUAUCAGAACAAAAAAGUCUUUGGUGGUUGUUCUUACACUGUCAUGUCUCAUUUUCUAUGGCGCUGUGAAGUUGCUUGAAUGGUGUCCAUUCUCAUGGAAAGAGGCCGCGUUCUGUGUAGUUUUCUUAGCCAUUGUGAUGAUCAUUAUGCACAUUCUGAUUCUAGCCUCUCAAUCAGAGUGCUCCAAUCCUCCUCAUAAAGAGCCCAAGAGAGACCGGUUACAGCAAAGUCUCCUUCCAAAAUGAGGCAUUAAAAAAACACUUUGUAUAUAUGUAACCUCAGUUUAUCACAUUUAUGGAUCUCUUUAUUCAUAGUCAUGUAUAGGUAGGGGCGUAGGGUUGUUUCACGUUACAAAUUGAUCACAUCCUUUUUUCCCUUUCAUAAUUGUAAAACUCUCAUGUAAUUACUGUAUGAUGUAAUAAUAUAAAUAAUAAAUAAAUAAAUAAAGCCGUUUGUUGUGAC